AUGACGAGCCCUUCGCAGCUAUUCCUGCUCGCCGAUCACAUCAAAUUAUCCCUCCUAGAGCGCCAACGAGCAAUUUCACUUGAUCUAGAACCCAAUUCUCAAGAUGGAGAGAUCUCCCGAUCCCUCGAGUCCCUCCGCGAGGGAAUAGAAGCCGUGGAAGCCGAGCAAACCCGUCUAGCCAACUCCAACGACAGCGCAGGCGCCGCUGCUCUGAAAGACCAACUCGGCCCCCUACAAGCUCAAUACCAAGAUCUGUCAACUCAGUUCCACGGCGCAGAUGGCGAACCAACGGAGAACAACACGGUGCAGGCAUCGAACUCCGCAACGCCCCCUCUCAAGCAGCCGGUCCCUCAACACCCUCCUUCUAAAUCCGUCCGAUUCAUGGAUAACUCUGCCGCCGCAGCCGCUGUGCAAGACGAAAUAGACGAAGAAGAAAACCGUAAUCGUCAGAAUCUCUUCCGCCCAUAUCGCGAUGAGCCUUCACCGCCACGUCCGGACCAGUCCGGUAUGGACAACCGGCAAAUCUAUGACCAUCACCAGCAGACCAUGCGCGACCAGGAUGACCAGCUCGAUCGGCUUGGCGAGUCCAUUGGUCGGCAGCACCAGCUGAGUAUCCAGAUUGGGGAUGAACUGGAUGGCCACGUUGCCCUGCUGGACGGGAUGGACGGAGACGUUGAGCGUCACCAGACUCGGUUAGAUGGUGCCAGACGGCGCAUAGAUAAGAUCCGACGCAAAGCUGGUGACAACUGGAGUAUGAUGACUAUCAUUGGAUUGAUCAUUAUACUGGUUAUUCUGAUUGUGAUUUUGAAAUGA
Molecule: messenger RNA, 813 nt
Organism: Penicillium antarcticum
Lineage: Eukaryota; Fungi; Ascomycota; Eurotiomycetes; Eurotiales; Aspergillaceae
Product: syntaxin family protein
Exons: 1
Coding region: 1-813 (270 amino acids)
Biological process (GO): intracellular protein transport; vesicle fusion
Cellular component (GO): endomembrane system; SNARE complex
Molecular function (GO): SNAP receptor activity; SNARE binding
Source: RefSeq, a predicted model, not a curated record